GCUCAGACUCCGUCACCGAAUGAACUCGUGAAAAGUUGCAGCGGAGAAGAUCUUCGCCCCAAAACUCAAUUUCAAACUCACUCUCUCUCACUUUUGAAGAUCAAUCCAAUCAGCAAUUGUUGCACUUUCAGCUACCAAGAACCCUAGUUGUUUCUGUGCUCAUCUUCGUUUUCGUCUCUCGGGUACUCCAUCUCUAUACUUGUCCAUGGAUGGUAGUGCUGUUGGUAAUAGGACUACUCCAGCUGAAGAUGAUGAGAUCAGCCCUUGUAAUAUGCAAAUCUUGGAAUUUGAUAUAGAAGUUCCUUCUCUUGAUAAUGGACAAUCCAGUGACUUUUUAGAAGAGCAACUGAACUCAGUUGAGGUACCUGAACUUGGCAUGGAGUUUGAUUCUGAUGAUCAAGCAUACGAUUUUUAUUGUAGAUAUGCUAGACUGAAUGGGUUUGCUGUUAACAAUGGUAAGGUAAAUGGGGAUAUGGGACAAAGGAGGUUUACUUGUUCUAAAGGAGGUUUUAUGCAAAAAGAUGAUAGAGAUAUUAAUGGGAAGAAGCAUCAAAAUGAAACUAGAACCAGUUGCUUGGCGCAAAUGAUCAUUUCUCGUCAAGCCAAUGGGAAGUAUAUUAUUGCACAGUUCGAAGCUAACCAUAAUCAUGAGGUUGAAAUCUUAAAUAGGGCUAGUAGUUUACCGCCGCAGAGGAGUUCACCUGUUUCUCAAGAAGCUAAGAAUACUUUUGUGAAACAACAGAGAUCUGACUUUGAGUGUGUUGGAGGACAAGUUGAAGGUCAUGAGGAUUGUAGUUAUAUUCCUAUAGAUUGUAAAAGUUACUUACAUUCCAGAAGGAUGACAGAAAUGAAUGAAGUAGAGGCAAAUUGUUUGUUGGAUUAUCUUCACAGGCGGCAAUUAGAAGAUCCAUCUUUCUAUUAUGCAGUACAAUUUGACAUCAACAAUCACUUAACCAACAUAUUUUGGGCUGACACCCAAAUGAUGGUGGACUACGUCCACUUUGGUGAUGUGAUUUUCUUUGAUACAACUUACAGAACAAGCAAAAAUAGUCAGCCAUUUGCACCAUUUGUUGGUGUGAAUCAUCAUAUUCAGACAGUGUUCUUUGGUGCUGCACUUUUGUAUGAUGAAACAUUGGAAUCUUUUGAGUGGCUAUUUCGAACUUUUGUGGCUGCAAUGUCUGGACAAAAGCCAAAGAUUAUUCUCACAGAUGAAGAUGCAACCAUUGAUAAAGCAGUUAAAUCGGUGUUACCAGAAACAUGUCAUCAAAUAUGUGUUUGGCAGAUUUACCAGAAUGCUCUUAUAUACCUUAGCCAUGCAUUUAAUGGUCCAGGCUCUUUUGCCAAAGAUUUCAGUAGUUGCAUCUAUGAUUAUGAAGAUGAGGAAGACUUCAUUCAUGCAUGGAAGGAAAUGUUGACCAUGUACAAUCUUCAACAAAAUGAAUGGUUGAUGAAGAUAUAUAAGGAAAGGUCGAGAUGGGCUACUGCCUGUGCAAGUCAUGUGUUUUAUGCUGACGUGGAAGGCACACGACUAAGUGAAGGUUUCAGGAGAAGCUUCAAAGAUUACAUGAUGCCUAACCUCAACAUGUUGCAAUUUUUGGGGCACUUUGAAAGGGCAGUGGCUGACCAGCGUUGGAAAGAAUUGGAGGCAAGCUAUGACAUUUUUGAGCAGUUGCCAAUGUUGAUGGGAAAUGUGAUUAUGCUGAAGCAUGUGAGGGAUGUUUAUACACCAAAAGUUUUUGAAGUCUUUCAGCGAGAAUAUGAGAAGUGUCUGAAUCUCAUUGUUAACCAAUGUAAUUCAAGCACAUCAUUAUUUGAGUACAAGGUAAGCAUAUAUGGGCAAUCUCGAGCAUGCACGGUAAAAUUUAAUUCAUCAAAUGAUACAGUUGUUUGUAACUGUAUGAAGUUUGAGUUUGAUGGAAUUUUGUGUAGUCAUGCUAUAAAAGUGCUAGACCAAAGGAAUAUUAAAGUGGUUCCAACUCAAUACAUAUUGAAGAGGUGGACAAAAGAUGCAAGGGUUGGAAGUUUAACAGACAAUUAUAGAUGCAUCGUACAAGAGGACCAAAUGCUGUCUGCAGCAAACCUUUUCAAAAUGUUAUGCUGUAAGGCAGCUAGAAUAGCAACUAUGGCUUCUGAAUCCGAAGAAGCUUAUCAACAUGUCAAAGGACGGUUUGAUUAUAUGAUGCAAGUGCUAGAAAACAUCUCCAAGAUAAAGCCAUAUAAGAGUACUCAGCCUGCAGACGACUCUGGACUUGUUGAUGAGAGAGAAGAACUGUCUCUUGGAGAUGAAAAUGAUUCAGCUAGAAAUUCUUCAAUGGCCACAUACAAUCUUAACAUCUCAAGCAACCUUGUAAAUUCGGCUGAACUUUUGAUGCUGCACAAUGAUGACAUAAUGAGAAAAACUCCUGAAAGGAGUUCUGGGCUGGAGACCAUCUCCACCAGGAAGAUGUGCACAGCAUGCAAGUCCACAGUGUCCUCAACAUGGCGAUAUGGCCCGAAGGGCCCAAGGACCCUUUGCAAUGCUUGCGGACUCCGAUACAAGAAGGAACAUAUGAAGCUACGGGAAACUGCACUACCCCUUUCAAAACCCAGUUGUGAUCUAGCAAAAAGAAGAAAAUCCUCUACAAAAGAGUUCUAAAUCAUUCCUGUAUAUUCAAAUGACACUUUUUCCUUUUAAACUGCUUUUCUAAUGACUUUAUAAAAUUUGCUCUCUCUCUCUGAUUUUUGUUAA
This is a messenger RNA of Cornus florida, 2728 nucleotides long. Its product is annotated as protein FAR1-RELATED SEQUENCE 5-like. The coding region runs from base 206 to 2635 and encodes 809 amino acids. Gene Ontology annotation, molecular function: zinc ion binding; sequence-specific DNA binding. The record is from RefSeq and is a predicted model, not a curated record. Gene Ontology annotation, biological process: regulation of DNA-templated transcription. The transcript has 4 exons. Lineage: Eukaryota; Viridiplantae; Streptophyta; Magnoliopsida; Cornales; Cornaceae.